Messenger RNA from Hippocampus zosterae (dwarf seahorse), 2536 nucleotides. Its product is annotated as vesicle-fusing ATPase-like. The transcript has 22 exons. NCBI's taxonomy places the organism in Eukaryota, Metazoa, Chordata, Actinopteri, Syngnathiformes, Syngnathidae. Gene Ontology annotation, cellular component: Golgi stack. Gene Ontology annotation, biological process: SNARE complex disassembly; intra-Golgi vesicle-mediated transport; Golgi to plasma membrane protein transport. The coding region runs from base 122 to 2356 and encodes 744 amino acids. The record is from RefSeq and is a predicted model, not a curated record. Gene Ontology annotation, molecular function: ATP binding; ATP hydrolysis activity.
UGUUAGUCACGUGUCGUCACACGAUGGCGUCUCAUCUCGCGAGACGUAUACGAGAAGUUGCUUGCUCUGUCAGCGGAAGAAAAACGCCACUUGAAUCAGCGUAAAAAAAGAUAACACGAAGAUGACAACCAGGCUGAUGCAGGCGGCGCGAUGCCCGACUGACAAAUUGUCUAUGACCAACUGUGCCGUCAUCAACGAGAAAGAGCCACAGUUUGAGCAACAUGUGACUGUGCGCAACCUAACCCACAAGUAUGUGUUCACCUUGAAGACGCACCCGAGCAUCAACAUGGGCAGCAUCGCCUUCAACCUCCCACAGAGAAAAUGGGCCGGUCUAUCCAUCGGGCAAGAGGUGGAAGUCUCCAACUACACGUUUGACAAGUCCAAGCAGUGCAUUGGCUCAAUGACAGUGCAGAUCGAUUUUCUGCAAAAGAAGAACGCCGACAGCAGCCCGUACGACUCGGACGUGAUGGCCAACGACUUCAUUCAGCAGUUCAACCACCAGGCCUUCACCACAGGCCAGCAGUUGGCUUUUAAGUUUGGCGAUAAGACAUUUGAGGUGCUGGUGAAAGAUAUGGAAGGCAUGGACCCCAGCAUCCUAAAGGGCGACCAGAGCUCGGUCAAAAAAGCCAAGAUUACUAUUGGCUUGUUGCUGUCAAACAGUCAGGUGGUCUUUGAGAAGGCGGAGAGUUCCUCCAUGACGCUGAUUGGGAAAUCCAAGACCCGAGAGUCUCGCCAAUCCAUCAUCAACCCCGAUUGGAGCUUUGAGAAAAUGGGCAUCGGCGGCCUCGAAAAGGAGUUUUCCGACAUCUUCCGCCGAGCUUUCGCCUCGCGAGUUUUCCCUCUGGACAUCGUGGAACAGAUGGGCUGCAAGCACGUGAAGGGCAUCCUACUCUACGGCCCGCCGGGCUGCGGCAAGACGCUGAUGGCGCGGCAGAUCGGCAAAAUGCUCAACGCCCGCGAGCCCAAGAUCGUCAACGGCCCCGAGAUCCUCAACAAGUACGUGGGCGAGUCGGAGGCCAACGUGCGCAAGCUGUUUGCCGACGCCGAGGACGAGCAGAAGAGGCUGGGCGCCAACAGCGGCCUGCACAUCAUCAUCCUGGACGAGAUCGACGCCAUCUGCAAGCAGCGAGGAAGCAUGGCGGGCAGCACGGGCGUCCACGACACGGUGGUCAACCAGCUGCUUUCCAAGAUAGACGGCGUGGAGCAGCUCAACAACAUCCUGCUCAUCGGUAUGACCAACCGGCCGGACCUGAUCGACGAGGCCUUGCUGCGGCCCGGAAGGCUGGAAGUCAAGAUGGAGAUCGGCCUGCCGGAUGAGAAGGGGCGCGUUCAGAUCCUCAACAUCCACACGGCCAAGAUGCGGCAGUCCAAGUUCCUGGCCGACGAUGUGGAUGUCAAGGAGCUCGCCGCCGAGACCAAAAACUUCAGCGGAGCCGAGCUGGAAGGCCUGGUCAGGGCGGCGCAGUCCACCGCCUUGAACAGGCACAUCAAGGCCAGCAACACGGUGGAGGUCAACAUUGAUACGGCGGAGAAGCUGCAGGUCAGCAGGCUGGACUUCAUGGCCUCCCUCAACAACGACAUCAAACCCGCGUUCGGCACCAACCAAGAGGACUACGCCAGCUACAUCAUGAACGGCAUCAUCCGCUGGGGCGAUCCGGUGUCGGCGGCGCUGGAGGACGGGGAGCUGCUGGUGCAGCAGACCAAGAACAGCGAACACACGCCGCUGGUUUCGGUGCUGCUGGAGGGUCCGCCCAACAGCGGGAAGACGGCGUUGGCGGCCAAGAUCGCCGAAGACUCGCAGUUCCCUUUCAUCAAGAUCUGCUCCCCUGACAAGAUGAUCGGCCAUUCGGAGAUUGCUAAAUGCCAGGCUAUCAAAAAGAUAUUCGAGGACGCCUACAAGUCUCAGCUCAGCUGCAUCCUGGUGGAUGACAUUGAGCGCUUGUUGGACUACGUGCCCACCGGCCCUCGCUUCUCCAACCUGGUGCUGCAAGCUCUGCUGGUCCUCCUCAAGAAGCCUCCCCCCAAGGGUCGCAAGCUGCUGAUCAUCGGCACCAGCAGUCGCAAAGACGUCCUCCAAGAAAUGGAGAUGCUCAACGCUUUCAGCACCACCAUCCACAUUCCCAACAUCUCCAAUGGCGAGCAGCUGGUUGAGGCCCUGGAGCUGCUGGGAAGCUUCCAGGAGAAGGAACGGGUGGCCAUCGCCAACGCUGUCAAGGGCCAGGGCCUCUGGAUCGGCAUCAAGAAGUUAAUCAUGCUCAUCGAGAUGGCGAUACAGAUGGAAGACCACUACCGAGUUAGCAAGUUCUUGAGUCUGCUGCGAGACGAGGGAGCACUGGGCUCGGUUAUGGCAAUGUAGAAGGGCCGCUGCCACCAAAAGGGACCCCCGCAACAGAUAAAGACGAACGUCCUCCUGUCGUGACACGUCCCUCGCACGCCACAAAAACCUUGCGAAUGAGGGACGUCGACUGGAUCUGUGUAUAUUGUCAUCGGCGAUGAUCAGUGAGGUCCUUUUUUUUUUAAUUGGAAAAAAAACAAA